Fragaria vesca subsp. vesca is the source of this 1350-nucleotide messenger RNA. Its product is annotated as genome polyprotein-like. The record is from RefSeq and is a predicted model, not a curated record. Lineage: Eukaryota; Viridiplantae; Streptophyta; Magnoliopsida; Rosales; Rosaceae. The transcript has 3 exons. The coding region runs from base 1 to 1350 and encodes 449 amino acids.
AUGCCUUUUGGCCUCACCAAUGCCCCUUCUACUUUCUAUUCUUUCAUGAAUGAUGUAUUGAGAGCUUAUUUGAGGAAAUGUGUUCUUGUGUUUUUCGACGACAUUCUCAUCUACAAUCCCUGUUUGGCAGCUCACCUUCAACACUUGGAAUGGGUGUUUCAAACUUUACAGAAGAAUUCCUUAGUAGUAAAAGAGAGUAAGUGCAGCUUUGGAGCAUCUCAGGUUGAAUACCUUGGUCACAUCAUUAGUGGGAAAGGUGUAGCAGUGGAUCCUUCAAAGAUAGAGUGUGUAGAGAAAUGGCCGCUACCUAAAACUAUCAAAGCAUUGCGAGGGUUUCUCGGUUUGGCAGGAUACUAUCGUAAAUACGUCAAGGGUUUUGGAUUGAUUGCAAAGCCACUGACUAGUUUGCUCAAAAAGGAUGGCUUUAAGUGGGAUGAAAGAUCAACAGAGGCUUUUGAAGAAUUAAAGGCAGCUCUCACAUCCACUCCGGUCCUAGCAUUUUCGGAUUUUUCUAAGCCCUUCACUAUUGAGUGUGACGCAUCUGAGGUGGGAAUCGGGGCAGUCCUUUCUCAAGACAGGCACCUUAUAGCCUUUAUGAGCAAGGCUCUCUCUCAACGACACCUCGCACUCUCAGUCUAUGACAAAGAGAUGUUGGCAGUGGGUUGCAAAGAUGUAAAACAGUUUGUGGCUAACUGUGAUGUAUGCCAACAAAACCACUACGAAGCCAUUCGACCCCCAGGACUGCUGCAGCCAAUCAACAUCCCUGACAAAGCUUGGAGUGUCAUCACCAUGGACUUCAUUGAAGGGUUACCCAAGUCACAAGGUAAGACUGUUAUAUGGGUUGUAGUGGACAAGCUCACUAAGGUGGCUCAUUUUAUACUUCUCUCACAUCCCUACACAGCAGCUUCCCUAGCUAAUGUCUUUGUAUCAGAAGUGUUUCGACUACAUGGCAUGCCUGAUGCCAUAAUAUCUGAUCGAGACCCCAUUUUUAUGAGUCUUUUUUUGGAGGAAUUUUUCAAGCUACAGGGUACUUCGCUGAACAAGUCUACAGCCUACCACCCUCAAACAGAUGGUCAAACGGAGAAUCUCAAUCAGACCUUAGAGCAAUAUCUGCACUGUGUUACUGGCAACAAGCCUCAGGAGUGGGAGCUGGAAUUUGGGCUUGCGCAUCAAGAGCUCCUUGCGUUUCUGGCACCUGCCAGCAACGCGGAGCGCGGCCGUCCCGAGCCUGAAUCGGCGGUGCUUCUUCACUCCUCCAGUGGCAGCAGUCGACUCGAGAGCGACUUCCUUGCAACAAGCCCUCCACAUAUGAGAGUGUGUAACAUCCUGACCCAGGUGUUAAAAGAAUAA